GCUAAACACACCAUAGCCAAAAAGAAAUAGAGAGAACAAGAAAAGAUUAGAGUCCUAGCAAUGGAAGAAGUAGUUGUCAUUAUAGGUGCUGGUCCUGCAGGGUUAGCAACCUCUGCAUGUCUUAACCAUCUUAAUAUCCCAAAUCUUGUUCUUGAAAGAGAGGACUGUUAUGCCUCCUUGUGGAGAAAAAGGGCAUACGACCGAUUAAAAUUACACCUUGGGAAACAGUUCUGUGAGCUCCCUCACCUAUCUUUCCCAUCCGAUGCACCUAUUUUCAUGCCCAAAAAUGAGUUCAUCGCUUACUUAGACAACUAUGUGUCACGUUUUGACAUAAAAAUUCGAUACCACCGUUAUGUGGAGUCUGCUUUUUAUGAUGAAACUGCUAAGAAAUGGUGUGUUGAGGCAGAGAACACAGAAUUGAAUGUUAAGGAGGUUUAUUUUGUGAAGUUUUUAGUGGUUGCAACUGGUGAAAAUAACCAAGGUUUGAUACCAGAAGUGGUGGGGCUUAAUAGCUUUGCAGGGAAGUGGAUGCACUCGAACAAGUAUGAGAAUGGCAAGGAAUUUGCAGGCAAAGAUGUUUUGGUCGUUGGCUGUGGGAAUUCUGGCAUGGAAAUUGGUUAUGAUUUGGCUAGCUAUGGUGCUAAUGUCUCCAUUGUUGCUCGUAGCCCAGUACAUAUAGUUACCAAGGAAAUUGUGUUCCUUGCCAUGCGUUUGUUGGAAUACCUUCCAUGUAGGUUUGUGGAUUCCAUUGUUUUGAUGCUUAGCGACCUUAAGUUCGGAGAUCUCUCCAAAUAUGGACUCAAGAAGCCAAAGGAAGGGCCAUUUUAUCUUAAAGCACUAACUGGUCGAUCUCCUACUAUUGAUGUUGGUGCCAUGGAGAAGAUUAAAUCAAAACAAAUUCAGGUUUUGCCAUCGAUAACAAGCAUUAAUAGAAAAGAAAUCAAAUUUGAAAAUGGAAAAAUCAACGAAUAUGAUGCUAUUAUAUUUGCUACUGGCUACAUAAGCACCGUGCGAAAAUGGUUUAAGGGUGGCAAUGACCUAUUCAAUGAUAAUGGAAUGCCUAAGCAACGUUUUCCAAGUCAUUGGAAAGGGGAAAAUGGCAUAUACUGUGCAGGGUUUUCCAGCAGGGGACUGAUGGGCAUUUCAAAUGAUGCUCGAAACAUUGCCAAUCAUAUUAACUUGGCACUAAGUCAAAACUCCUGAUACAUCUGCAGGAAACUUCACUAAGUUAUGCUUCCUGAUUAUCUAUCCACCUUUUUGCUUAAUUAAAUUUUUCUGUUAAGUGUAUUAGUAGUUUCAGCAAUUUAAGUUUGCUUUUGCUUUAUAAUUUCAAUGGAUGUAACACCAUGGGCUCUUUAUCAAAUUAUCAUUAGUGCAGUUUCGUUU
Molecule: messenger RNA, 1386 nt
Organism: Ricinus communis (castor bean)
Lineage: Eukaryota; Viridiplantae; Streptophyta; Magnoliopsida; Malpighiales; Euphorbiaceae
Product: probable indole-3-pyruvate monooxygenase YUCCA11
Exons: 4
Coding region: 61-1203 (380 amino acids)
Molecular function (GO): monooxygenase activity; flavin adenine dinucleotide binding; NADP binding
Source: RefSeq, a predicted model, not a curated record